GUUCCCGGCGCCGGCUCCUUCGCCCCAGCCGUGCAGUGUUGUGAUCACGUGGCCGGCUCCGGGCGCGGCGCUUGUUUUGGUUUCUCUGCAGCUCGCCUCGGGCAGCUGCGGCCGAGCGACUUUCCUGCUUUGGUUGCGGCACGCACCUACCUCCGGGGCCCUUCUUCGGGCUCUCUCGUCCCGCAGUUCCUCGGGCCCCUCGGGGCUGGUUCCUGCCAUGCCGCUGGUCCGCUACAGGAAGGUGGUGAUCCUCGGGUACCGCUCAGUGGGGAAGACAUCUUUGGCACAUCAGUUUGUGGAAGGCGAGUUCUUGGAAGGCUACGAUCCUACAGUGGAGAACACUUACAGCAAGAUAGUGACUCUUGGCAAAGAUGAGUUUCACCUACACCUGGUGGACACGGCAGGGCAGGAUGAGUACAGCAUCCUGCCCUAUUCAUUCAUCAUUGGGGUCCAUGGUUAUGUGCUUGUGUAUUCUGUCACCUCUCUGCAUAGCUUCCAUGUCAUUGAGAGUCUGUACCAGAAGCUACACCAAGGCCAUGGGAAGACCCGGUUGCCAGUGGUGCUAGUGGGGAACAAGGCAGAUCUUUCUUCCGAAAGAGAGGUGCAGGCAGUCCAAGGGAAGAAACUAGCAGAGUCCUGGGGUGCAACAUUUAUGGAGUCAUCUGCUCGAGAGAAUCAGCUGACUCAAAACAUCUUCACCAGAGUUAUCCAGGAAAUUGCCCGUGUGGAGAAUUCCUAUGGGCAAGAGCGUCGAUGUCGUCUCAUGUGAGCUCUCAGGCGUGGGUUGACUGCCUCGAUUCUGCCCUUGGCACUAGCUGGCUCCAGUGGGGGCAGACCCUCAGGACUUCAUGGGUGUAGUUACCAGCAUGUUUGGCCUUAUGGGCACACAGUGCGGUACCCUCAUAUUUGCACACUUUCUCCAGGCUCCAGUGGCCUGGGCAUCAAUGUUUACAAAAGGGCAAGGGUGUCUCAUGGACACUGGUCCCUAUCCCUGUUUUUGCUAAAUGAAUUGUGUUAUAAUAUGCAGAAAGUACUUGAGUCCUGUGAUUGUUUAUCUAAGGUUCAUCCUCCUGUGUAGGUUUUAGGUGUUGGGUGGGUAAGGAGAGCUAGGAACUCCUGAAAUAGAGCUGGCUCCCUGGGCUGACAAUGUAUAUCUGCAAAUAAAAUGAGAAAUCUUUUGUUGUUGACUUCUCCA
Messenger RNA from Chinchilla lanigera (long-tailed chinchilla), 1195 nucleotides. RefSeq names its product Ras homolog enriched in brain like 1 (gene Rhebl1). Gene Ontology annotation, molecular function: GTPase activity; GTP binding; GDP binding. NCBI's taxonomy places the organism in Eukaryota, Metazoa, Chordata, Mammalia, Rodentia, Chinchillidae. The transcript is spliced from 8 exons. The coding region runs from base 218 to 769 and encodes 183 amino acids. Gene Ontology annotation, cellular component: plasma membrane. Gene Ontology annotation, biological process: small GTPase-mediated signal transduction. The record is from RefSeq and is a predicted model, not a curated record.